Aureobasidium melanogenum CBS 110374 is the source of this 1791-nucleotide messenger RNA. Its product is annotated as DEAD/DEAH box RNA helicase. NCBI's taxonomy places the organism in Eukaryota, Fungi, Ascomycota, Dothideomycetes, Dothideales, Saccotheciaceae. Gene Ontology annotation, molecular function: ATP binding; RNA helicase activity; RNA binding. The transcript has 3 exons. Gene Ontology annotation, cellular component: nucleus. The coding region runs from base 1 to 1791 and encodes 596 amino acids. The record is from RefSeq and is a predicted model, not a curated record.
AUGUCCGACGCCGGAAACUACGACGCCUCUGUUGAGGUCUUUGGGCAAGGCCCUGCCCCUUCAGCUGUUGGCCCUAGCCCUGAGAAUGUCGCUGCCAUUCGUGCUCAUGGCUGGAUGGAGAAUGAGAAGCUCAACUAUGACGCUUUCAACGCUCCUACCUCGGAGACCACCCCAGCCUGGGCCGGCGCCGCUGCAGUCUACGAAUGGACUGGCGAAGAGGGUGACAUCGGACCCCCUGACGCUGAGCUUGAAGGCCAGCUGUUCGGUGGAGAACACAACAGAGCCGGCACUUCGCUUGAUCACAUCUUGAACUUCAAGGCCAUCAUCGACGGGCCCAAGCAGUACAAGCCCAUUGACAGCUUCGACUCCGCCGGUCUGCACCCCCAAGUCCUCGAGAACGUGAAGCUUUGUGGCUAUGAUCAAAUCACGGUCAUUCAAGCAUACUGUGUCCCCAUUAUUCUGGCAGGCCACGAUCUCGUUGCCGUUGCUCAAACCGGAUCGGGCAAGACAGCCGCGUAUCUUGUGCCUAUCAUCUCCAAAUUGAUGGGCAAGGUCCGCAAGCUCCAGGGACCUCGUCCUGCCAAAGGCUGUCGCGUUCGUGCAGAACCUCUUGUUGUCAUUGUCGUCCCUACUCGCGAGCUCGCUCAGCAGAUCUACAAUGAGGCACGCCGCCUCUGCUACCGCUCCAUGUUGCGCCCUGUCUGCGCAUACGGCGGUAUUCCCAUGGGCAUCAACCUCCAGGAGCUCGGAAAGGCUUGCGACCUCCUCAUUGGUACGCCUGGCCGCUUGCAAGACUUGAUGAAUAAGCCCGACGUUCUGUCAAUGAGCCGUGUAAAGUUCACGGUCAUUGAUGAGGCCGAUGAGAUGCUCACCAGCGAUUGGGAUACCGAGAUGGCCAAGAUCAUGGCUGGCGGUGAUGCCAACGAGGACCCUGAUCACGCGUACCUCUUGUUCUCAGCCACAUUUCCCAAGGAAUCACGCAAGGUGGCUAAGGCUUACAUGAAUCCGGACGCCAUUCGUGUUCGCAUCGGCCGUGCUGGUUCUACUCACAAGAAUGUCAGCCAAGACAUCAUCUUUGUUGAGCGUAACAUGAAGAAGCAAGCUUUGCGUGACCUGCUCAUGUCUAGAGACGCCUGCCGCACUCUUAUUUUCUGCAACAGCAAGGGUGGAGUCGAAGAGCUCGAUGACUACCUUUACAACGAGGGCUUUCCCACCCUCUUCAUGCACGGUGACCGUUCUCAACUCGAGAGAGAGGAUGCUAUGAGAAGCUUCAAGAGCAAGCAGAAUGGCAUCCUGAUCGCCACAAACGUCUUCGGCCGCGGCAUUGAUGUUCCUCAGGUCAAUCAUGUGAUCUGCUACGACCUCCCCGGCGUCGAGUACGGCGGCAUUUCUGAAUACAUCCACCGUAUCGGACGCACUGGUCGUAUUGGACACAAGGGUCAUGCGACUUCAUUCUACAAUGAACGCAACGAGGACCUUGCUCCCGCCCUGGUCAACAUUCUUCUUGAAACCGAACAGCCUGUUCCUGACUUCCUCGAGCAGUUCAAGCCCGAGAAUGGUCAGCCUGAUUUUACAGAGGAUGUGACUGACGAUGAGGAGGAAGCUGAGCCCGGCUAUGUCACUGCUGCUGGUGCCGAUGGUUCGGCUGAGGCUCCUGCUGAUGCCUGGGGCACUGGAUCCGCUCCCGCUGCUGCUGCCGCUGAUGCUUGGGGUACUGGUAACAAUGCCACUGCUACUGCUACUACUGAGGCUGGCCCCUGGGGUGCUUCUGCUGGUGAUGCUGCUUGGUAA